Aspergillus terreus NIH2624 is the source of this 1260-nucleotide messenger RNA. Its product is annotated as dihydrofolate synthase. Gene Ontology annotation, molecular function: ATP binding; dihydrofolate synthase activity; tetrahydrofolylpolyglutamate synthase activity. The transcript has a single exon. Bases 1 to 1260 code for a protein of 419 amino acids. Gene Ontology annotation, cellular component: cytosol; cytoplasm; mitochondrion. Lineage: Eukaryota; Fungi; Ascomycota; Eurotiomycetes; Eurotiales; Aspergillaceae. The record is from RefSeq and is a predicted model, not a curated record. Gene Ontology annotation, biological process: folic acid-containing compound biosynthetic process.
AUGAUUGAACUCGGCCUCAGUCGCAUCUCCCGUCUCCUCCAGCAGACCCCGCUGUCCUGGAAGGCUAUUCAUAUCGCUGGGACCAAUGGCAAAGGCUCUAUCAGCGCCUAUCUCUCGCAUCUGUUGACCUCUGGCGGAGUGAGAUGCGGCCGCUUUACCUCGCCGCAUCUGAUCGACCGGUGGGAUUGCAUCACUAUCGGGGAGAGAGUCGUGCAGGAAUCGCUCUUCCGUCAGAUUGAAGCCCGAAUCAAGCUUCGAGAUCAAACCCUAGGCAUCGGCGCCAGCGAAUUCGAGCUUCUUACCGCGACCGCGUUUGAGAUCUUCAACCAUGAACGGGUGGACAUCGGAGUGGUCGAGGUGGGCAUGGGCGGUCGCCUGGAUGCGACCAACAUCCUGAGUGACGUCCUGGUCUCUGUCAUCGCGAAGAUUGGGCUGGAUCAUCAGUCUCUGCUGGGCGACACCAUUGAACAGAUUACCCGCGAAAAGGCGGGGAUCCUCAAAAAGGGCGUUCCCUGCGUCAUCGAUGGGACAAACUCCUCGGCCGUGAUCACGACGAUAGAGGAACGUGUCAGACAGUUGGGCUUGGAUGCGAUCUACACCCGCCCCGAGAAUCCAGACAGUCUGUCACCAGCUUUGGGAACCCUUUUCCAUACCCUCGAUUUACAACCCCACCAGCGAGCCAAUAUGACCUGUGCGACUUCUGCGCUCAAGCUCGCAUUGCCCCAAAUCCGACCAGAUCUGGAUGUGAAUCAGUUAGUGCCACAACUCGCGCAGGUGGAAUGGCCAGGUCGCUUGCAGAAGAUCGUUUUGGAGCCCCUGACCUCUCGCAAAGAGCCGAUCUUGCUGGACGGCGCACACAACAAUCAGUCCGCGGAGGUUCUCGGGGAGUACGUGGACCGAAAAUUGCGUGCGCAGGGAGAGGGCAUCACCUGGGUCAUUGCGGCAUCUCGUGGAAAAGACAUAAAGAGCCUGUUUCAUCCGAUUAUCAAGCCAGGAGAUCGUGUGGCGACCACGGCGUUUGGCCCUGUCGAUGGAAUGCCCUGGGUCAAGGCCACCGAUCCCGAAGAAGUUGCCGCCAGCGUACGCUCUCUCUCGGACAUCGGGGAAGUCAAGUCAUGCGGGAAUGACAUCCUCGCGGCGAUCAAUUGGGCGUGCGACCAAGCCAAAGGCGGUCCGAUGGUUAUCGCGGGAAGCCUGUACCUUGUGUCCGAUGUUCUCCGUCAUCUUCGACAGGCACGAAGCUCAGUGGGCGAUGUAUAG